This is a messenger RNA of Salvelinus fontinalis (brook trout), 7108 nucleotides long. RefSeq names its product platelet-activating factor receptor-like. NCBI's taxonomy places the organism in Eukaryota, Metazoa, Chordata, Actinopteri, Salmoniformes, Salmonidae. The transcript has 3 exons. Gene Ontology annotation, biological process: G protein-coupled receptor signaling pathway; chemotaxis. Gene Ontology annotation, molecular function: G protein-coupled purinergic nucleotide receptor activity; platelet activating factor receptor activity. Gene Ontology annotation, cellular component: membrane. Bases 4928 to 6046 code for a protein of 372 amino acids. The record is from RefSeq and is a predicted model, not a curated record.
CUGUCCACUUAGGAAGCAACACUGAUUGACAAUAAAUUUCACAUGCUGUUGUGCAAAUGGAAUAGACAAAAGGUGGAAAUUAUAGGCAAUUAGCAAGACACCCCCAAAAAGGAGUGAUUCUGCAGGUGGUGACCACAGACCACUUCUCAGUUCCUAUGCUUCCUGGCUGAUGUUUUGGUCACUUUUGAAUGCUGGCGGUGCUCUCACUCUAGUGGUAGCAUGAAACAGAGUCUACAACCCACACAAGUGGCUCAGGUAGUGCAGUUCAUCCAGGAUGGCACAUCAAUGCGAGCUGUGGCAAAAAGGUUUGCUGUGUCUGUCAGCGUAGUGUCCAGAGCAUGGAGGCGCUACCAGGAGACAGGCCAGUACAUCAGGAGAUGUGGAGGAGGCCGUAGGAGGGCAACAACCCAGCAGCAGGACCGCUACCUCCGCCUUUGUGCAAUUUAUUGUCAAUCAGUGUUGCUUCCUAAGUGGACAGUUUGAUUUCACAGAAGUGUGAUUGACUUGGAGUUACAUUGUGUUGUUUAAGUGUUCCCUUUAUUUUUUUGAGCAGUGUAUAUAUAUAUUUUUUUACUGCUCCUCUUUAUUUACUUGUCACUUUUAUGUCUUAUUCUUAACCAUAUUUUUGGAAACUGCAAUGUCGGUUAGGGGCUCGCAAGUAAGCAUUUCACUGUAAGGUGAGGUUGUAUUUGGCGCAUGUGACUAAUAAAAUUUGAUUUGAUUUGAGAUCCUGAGGCCCAUUGUCAUGCUUUAUCUGCCACCAUCACCUCAUGUUUCAGCAUGAUAAUGCACAGCCCCAUGUCACAAGGAUCUGUACACAAUUCCUGGAAGCUGAAAAUGUUCUCAGUUCUUCCAUGGCCUGCACACUCAGCAGACUCACCAGCCGAGCAAUCAGCCUGUCACCAACCCUUUGGAAACAUUUGGAAAAAAUUGUGUUUGACCAGAUACAAUGCUAUUUUACAGUAAACAAAUUGACAACAGACUUUCAGCACGCUCAUGGGGAAGGACAUUCAACAACCACAUCACUUACACAAAUGACUGAUGAUUGGCUGAGAUAAAUUGAUAAUAAAUAGAUUGUGGCGGCUGUUUUGUUAGACUUCAGUGUGGCUUUUGACAUUACUUGUAUCUGUACAGGGUGGACUCUGAAUUACUCUAUGCAAAGUUGUAUUGUCUUCUUGUCACGCCCUGACCUUAGUUAUCUAUGUUUUCUUUAUUAUUUUGGUUAGGUCAGGGUGUGACGAGGGUGGGUAUGCUUGUUUUGUAUUGUCUAGGGUUUUUGUAUGUCUAGGGGUGUUUGUAAGUCUAGGCAUAUGUAGGUCUAUGGUGGCCUGAAUUGCUUCCCAAUCAGAGGCAGCUGUUUAUCGUUGUCUCUGAUUGGGGAUCAUAUUUAGGUUGCCAUUUUCCCUUGGGUAUUUGUGGGUUCUUGUCUCUGUGUAGUUGCCUGUUCAGCACUCAUUUGUAUAGCUUCACGGUUCGUUUUUGUUAUUUUGUUCAGUGUUUCUGCUUAUUAAAGAAGAAUGUACGCAUAUCACGCUACGCCUUGGUCUCCUCCUUUUGACAGCCGUGACACUUCUCAGGAAUUGUGUCUUAUUACUUUGGUCUCAUCCCUCACACAAUCCUUUAAAUGCUGUGACACCAUGUGGCGAUUGGGCCUGGUAAUGUUUAGGUUACUGUAAGCUUGGUAUUGUUAGAUUGGUCAAUGGUGGUUGGUUUUGGGUUGAAAGGUUACACCUUCAGAUGUUGUAAAUUUAAUUAAAUGUUGUUGUUCUCUCUCUUGUAUCCUGUAUCUAAGUUGUAGGUUGUAUUAUCAAUUCUCAUUUCCUUCUGGCCUAAUAAGCAUCUCUUAUGUUCAUGCUUUGUCUUCUAAUUCUUUGGAACUUAAGCUUUAUGCCUUGUAUGUGAGUCCAUUCAAUGUUACUUAAAUAUCUGCCUUUGACAUAGAGACUUCUCAGACCAAUUCUUGCUAGUCAACAUCAACUCAUUGCAUCAUGCUUGCUUGUAUAUUUUAAUUCGCUUUAUGAAGUCAGAUAAACAUUAUAAUAGGCUAAUUGCUUAGUCCAAUUAAUAAGUCGCUGUCACGACUUCCGCCGAAGUCUCUCCUUGUUCGGGUGGUGGUCGACGUCACCGGCUUUCUAGUCACCACCGAUCCAUGUUUUGUUCCUUAUUUAACUCUCUGGCAUACCUUUGUGUUCUGUCCAUGAUUGUUGGUGUCUUAGUGGUUCGUGUAGGUGUUAUUCUGUCUGUAUUUUCCUUAUUGGAAUAUUGCUUGCCUUUUUUGUGAGUAAACUCAGUUGUUUUGCUCAAACCUGUGUCCUGCGCCUGACUCCUCUACAUCUCUGCACCCAAUCGUUGACAGUCGCAUGUGAUGUAUAUACUCGACUGACGGAAAGCAUAGCUACUAUUAAAAUACAUUUUUAUCUGACUGGAAGUGUACAGACUGAAGUGGCAGCAAGUCUUAAAAUGGUUGAACAUUUUGUCAUGUCUUUUUGGUCUGUUUUUCCUCUGUAGUCACUGCUAGUUUUGAAGCCUUUGUUAAGGCCUCUAGAAGUGCAAGUAAUUUAAAACACCAAAUAUCCCGAGUGGACAGCCAUACCCUCUGCCAAAGACGAUAUCUGGGAGCAGCGACGGACGAACAUCUGGGCCGAUGGUAUGCUGACCUCUUGUUCAGGGAAGAGCGGGGGCUGAUAUCGCAUGGAACACUCGAAAGACGAGAGACUAGUGGCCAAGCAGAGAAGGGUGUUGCGGGCGUAUUCCACCCACGUGUUGUUGGCUCCAGGUGGUGGGGUUGGUCGAGACAAGGCACCUAAGCAUAUUCUCCAGGUCUUGAUUGGCACGCUCUGACUAGCCGUUGGACCGGGUAUGAAACCCGGAGGACAAGCUGGCUCGAUGACCCAAUAAGGGUGCAGAACUCUUUCCAGAAUCGGGACGAGAAUUGACGACCACAAUCAGAGACAAUGUCGGCAGGGAGUUCAUGGAUUUGGAAGACGUGCUGCACCAUGAGCUGAGUCGUCUUCUGAAGGUAACUUGGGGAGAGGGAUGAAAUGGGCAGCUUUAGAGAACCUAUCCACUACUGUCAGGAUAGUGGUGUUGCCAUCAGACGGAGGAAGCCCAGUGACAAAAUCCAGGGAUAUAUGAGACCAGGAGCGAUGAGGAACAGGGAGUGGCUGAAGGAGGCCUGUCGCAGAGUCUUAUUCUGAGCACAAACCGUGCAUGUGGCGACGACGGCUGAGACAUCAGGAAACAUAGUGGGCCACCAGAAGCGUUGUCGAAGGAAGGCCAGGGUUCAACGGGAGCUAGGAUGGCAGGUGAGCUUGGAGGAAUGAGCACAUUCCAGGACCUGAGAUAGGGCUGAAUCAGGGACAAACAUCUGGUAAUCUUGACAAUUAAAAAAUCAUUAAAGUAGUUGGCAAUAUCAGUGGGUUUAAUGAGCCAUCUGAUUCAAUGAAUGAUGAAGCUGAGUUUGCCUUUUUGCCCAACAGUUCUUUUAAGGUGCUCCAAAGCUUUUCACUAUCAUUCUUUAUAUAAUUUAUCUUAGUUUUAUAGUAUAGUUUCAACACUUCCACCACUGGCAUUUCUGUCUUUUCUGUAAAUGUUAUAACCUUGUAUUGCUACCACUGUAUCAUCAAAGGUAUUAUCUAAGUGAGUUUCAGAGAGUCAAAAUAUGAAUGUCAUCUGUUACUAGCAAGUUAUUUACUUCAUUAACCUUGUUUCUUAGGCUACAUAUGUUAACGUGGGCUAUUUUUGAACACUUUUCUGGGAUGCUUGAUUGUUUUCAUUGUUUUACUGGGUAGCUUAGCAGAAUUAGACAUGCUCAUGCUGUUUAUGUUAGUGCAGGGUGAGCUGCACACAUGGGACUUCCUACUACGGCACACCGCCUCAGUGCUAACACUAUAACUCUGGUUCAUAGGCACAUGAUUACUGCAUACAAUAGCUGUGGGAUCAGCAGAGGCAUUCAGCGCAGUUAGAGGGGCAUAAAUUAGGUUACUUAUAUUGCAUCUUCCAACGCCCCUGGGAUAAUGUACAUUUGCUGAAACAUUAUGACAACUCAGUGACACAAUGGUAGGAAUUUACUGAGCUGGGCUUGGGUCAUUGAUAAGUAAUUGUCUCAAUGCAGCCUUAUAAUGCUGUGAAAGGAUCCAGGAACCCAGAUGAUUUGGAUGGAUCCCAUCCUCCUUAUCAAACGAGCUUUGUUUCCAGAAGGUAUCAAAAUUGUCAAUAAAUGUUACACCCACAGAGCUGAAAUAGUCUCGUAGCCAGUUAUGGGGGGCUAAAAGUCUGCUGAAACGUUCAAUGCCACACUCAACCCCAUCAGUUCUUUAAAAUCCAUCGUCAGCUGUUCUGAGCUGCCCUUCAUAAUGUCAUUGAAUCCCACAUUAGCUAUGAUAGACUCAAUUUCCUGAUGCUGAUUUAAAAUGUUUGGUAGCAGCUUAUUAAUAUCCUGUACUCGUGCUCCUGGAUAGCACAAAGGUUUUGCCCAACGGACUGAGACAUUACUCACCAUUGAACCGCCCAAUACAACGGCCGGAGAAGGGAAUGGAGAAAUCUGACCAUUCCUACCCCUCACACAAUUCUUUGAACCUUUCACGGAUCCACGAGAAGCAGGAUAGCGUAUGCCCGCUGCUUCCCCCGAUAGGUCCAGACCUCCCACAGAAGGCCGUGCCCGUCAGAUCCAGAGAGAGGGAAAGGAGCCGAACUCGACAACGAAGCCACUGCUGGAGUCAGCGUAUUUGGAGUCAGCACCGCCAGCGCAGACACAGGCAAUCCCAGCGAUGAAGGCGCAGGUAGAUCAGGGUUUGGGAUUUACUGGAACCAGGACAUAUCCAUCCUUAAGGAUUUUUGUGACGUAGUUCCUCCGGAUUGUGGGAAUCUCAUUGAACUGACCAGGAGGGAGUUGCUUUCUUUAGCAAAACCAAAAGUGGAGUCGACCAUGGGGAUAAAAGAGGACUUAGUAGUGACCACGGAUGUGAACUUUGUCGGGAACGGAAACUUUCUGGACUCGGCGUUCCGCUACACCCUCUUCCCAGUGUUCUACGGUGUUGUGUUCAUCCUUGGGCUGAUAGCCAAUAGUUACGUGCUGUUCGUGCUGUGGCGCCUGCGCGAUGCCAAGGCCUUGAACGAGAUCUGCAUCUACAUGGCCAACCUGACUGUGGCCGACCUCCUCUUCGUGUGCGCCCUCCCCGUCUGGAUUGGCUACUACCAUCACGGUGGCGUCUGGCUCUACGGCGAAUUCCUGUGCCGUGUCACCGGCGUGUUCUUCUUCAUCAACACCUACUGCUCCAUUCUCUUCCUCACUGCCAUCAGUAUCAACCGCUACUGGGCCAUCACGCGCCCGCUGAACGCCGCCUCGUCCGACCAUUGGUGCCGUGGGGUGGUCGUCACAGCGGUCAUCUGGGUGGUCACACUGUCCAUGUCUGUGCCAUACCUCUUGAAGACGGGCAUCCAGAAGGACGAGAGCAACGUGUCGCGAUGCUUCGAGGGCUACCACCAUGAGACAGAUGGCGAGAAGCGGCUGGUGGCCGCAACCCACCUUAUCAUUGUGGGGUGCUUCGUCUUGGUCUUCUUCCUCGUCGUAGUGUGUAAUCUGCUAAUCGCCCGGGCGUUACUAGCCCAGUCCCUUACCCAGGCUCGGGGCUCCAGUUCCUCCAAACCCCGGGGGGUGAAGGGCCGGGCCCUGCAGAUGCUGUGCGCUGUGGUGGGGGUGUUCGUGGUGUGCUUCCUCCCCCACCACAUGGUCCAGGGCCCCUGGACCCUGGCUGUGCUGGAGAUCAAGGAGGGCUGGGGCAGCACGGAAUGGAACCAGAAAACCAGGCAGUGGUUGAACGACGCCCACCAGGUCACCCUGAUGCUGAUGGGGCUCAACUGCCUCUUAGAUCCCGUGGUGUACUGCUUCGCCACCAGGAGGUUCCACAUGUAUAUCAAGGACCAUCUGAAAAAGGUGGGGAUGGGCAGAGGCUGCUCGGAAACAGCCAUCACACACAUCUCUAUAGUGGAAUGCAAGAAUGUGAGCCAGCGGCUCCAUCGUGAACAGCAGCAGCUCAAUAAUUAAAGUCCUUCACUGUAACGGAAAACUGUAAUUUAUAUGGUAAAUUUGGGUAUUAUCAACAGUAAAAUGCUCCAAACGUUUUACUGCAGCAUAGUGUAAAUUGUUGUGGGCGGGGAAACAAUUGCUUUAUUUUGAAUGGUACUGUAAUUCCACCCCACAGAAUACAGUACUGUACCGUGUCAAAAACCUUUUGACCACUUGUGGGUGAAUGUUAUUGUUGUUUCUGGCUUAUGAACAUAUUUUGAGCUGUGCCUUGUAAGAGGCUAUAUUUGUUGCACCCAUGAGUGAAAAUACUGUACCAAUUUAACUCUUAUGUUAUAGGAGACAGAUUGUACAGGGGACAGAUUUUAGUGGCAGCGAGUCUUAAACCUUAAAUGGUUGACCAUUUUACCAUGACCUUUUGGUCUGUACCCCUGUAGUCGCUGCCAGUUUGGAAAAUUUUGUUAAGGCCUUUUUUGUUAAGGUGCAAGUAAUAUUAAACACAAAUUAUGCAUUAAUAUGCUGUGGGAUGUUUACAACCAGAUUCAUCUGGUUUUCAAGGGAAAAGGAAAGAGAGCCUGUGACGCCUACACGACUUCCGCUUUUGGACGUUAACAAGGCGACACUCCAUCUUAACUCCUCCUCCACAUUUAUUGGAUUGGUUGAACAGUGCAGUCAGCUACGUUAGGUUACCUAGCAGCCAACCUGCUUGCACCAAUCCCUUGUAAUUACAGUAAAAUACUAUGAAUUACAAACCCGUCCCCUCAAUGAAUUUCAUUCAUCCAUGUGCCGACCUUACAGUGAAAUGCUUACUUACAAGCCCUUAACCAACAACGCAGUUAAGAAAAAUAAGUGUUUAGAAAGUAUUUAGAAAGUAUUUACUAAAAUUAACUGAAGUAAAAAAUAAAAAGAAGAAAAUAGAAAAAUAUUUAAAGAGCAACAAUAAAAUAACAGUAGUGAGGCUAUGUACAGGGGGUACCGGUACAGAAUCGAUGUGCGGGGGCACCGGUUAGUUGAGGUAAUAUGUACAUGAAAAUAGAGGUAAAGUGACUAUGCAUCAAUAAUAAACAGAGUAGCAGCAGCGUA